UAAAACAAUAACACAGCAUCACAAAGACUGAGCGACUGGCAACAACAGGAAAAGAUAUAUAUAUCUUAUAUAAUAUAGAAUAUAUAAUACAUAACACACACGAAGGAAGAGAAAAGAAACAUUAAAUCCAUCUGAAUGACGGGCCCGCACCCCCGGCUCCGUCCCGCAGACCACAAGACGGUGAAAGUCCUCCAAUCUGCAGAGACUCAUUCCUCUAAACUUCUCUCAGAUAACAUCACCCUGACUUUGUGUUGCCAACCUGAAAAGAAACCGUUGCACUUGAGUAGUUUGGGUUGAAAUCACUGACCUCAUCUCUGUAUAUAAAAGGACUGAUGCCUUGUUGAAUCAAGAAAAAAAACAACCUUUCUCAGUGUUUUGCUGCUCAUUUGUCUUUUUAUUUGUCAGAAGAGACGUCCAGUCAACAGAGCACAGGGACCUGACGUGGACACAACAGAGAUUCGGCUUUUUUCAUUUUUGCAACAUCGGAGUUAACUUGAUUAUUUUUACAAAACAACAUUUGUGUAAGAAAUAUUUGUGCUAAAAUGAUUAAAUCAUUUUUUCCAAACUCUGCUGAUUCGUCCUCCAUGGGAAAACACAGUUUUAUGUUCGGACUGGAUAAUUUUGAUCAACACAAGUAAACCACAACUGGAAAACAUUCCAUGGUGGAACGAGCUCCCCAUCGACAUCAGGACGGAAAGUCUCCACGUCUUCCUCCGCAGACUAAAGACACAUCCACACCUUGGUUAAGAAGUUGAUGUAAUCGUCAACUUUGGAGUUUGUAUUAAAAAUACAAAACACGUUUGGCACUUACAUGUAGAACUUGGUACUUUGGCUUUUUUAAGUUAAUGUACCUGCAUGAUUCUUGCAGUUCUGGGUUUAUUCCCUCGUGGUUGAUGCACUUAUUGUGAGUCGCUAAAUUAUGUAAUGUUAUUAUCUAAGAACUGCAGAAUGGAACAUUCGCCCUUCUUCAUCCAUUUUCUGUAGAAGAACGACUUUGUCUUUAUUCAUCUGUUGUUCUACAAUCAAAUGAGAGUGGACUGAACUUCAACUUUAUGAGUUUAGAAAUAACCCCCCCGGAGUGAGCGUUCUCCCCCAACACACGAUCUCUGCUGCGCCGUGACGCAGCUACGUACGACGUCACCCUCCUAGCAGCCAAUCACAUGCCGCGGCUCGAGGAGAGCGACGCAGAGGAGUCGACGGUUCGAAACCCUCCGCGGUGGCUCGUGUGUUUCCAGCCGAGAUGAACAGUGUCGGGGAGGCGUGCACGGAGCUGAAGCGCGAGUACGACCAGUGCUUCAACCGCUGGUUCGCAGAGAAGUUCCUGAAGGGGGACCGGGGGGGGGACCCGUGCACCGACAGCUUCCGGAAGUACCAGCGCUGCGUGCAGGCGGCCAUCAAGGACAAGGACAUCCCGGUGGAGGGGCUGGACUUCAUGGGCCCCAGCAAGGACAAGCCGGAGAGCUGAGGCGGGGGGGGCCGGGACCGGCACCGUGUCCACGAGGCCCACUGAGCAUGCGCAAAGGCGGUGCGUGUGUUGCUGCGUUGACCUCCAGGGGGCGCUGCAGCGGAAACCACUGCGCUUUUAAUCGAUUAAUCGAUCGCCAGGAAAAGAACCAGCAGCUGUGACGAUCGAUUGUUUGAGCAAAAAAACAAAAAAAAGGCAACCAAAGUUUUUUAUUGCCGCGCGUCUGCUUGUGUUUGUCUCUGGGUUUCAGACAUCAUCAAUCGAUAAGGAUCACAGGCGGAAAACUUACUGGUUUAACUUCUGGAAGUGGCUUUGAAGACGUCUCCUCUGACCACCUGUGAUGGACAUUUUUCUUUUUACUUAACACGUUUUUUAAAAAUGGAUGAAAAUAUAGAUUUUUUUUGUCACGUUUUCAUUUUUAGAUUUUCUGUUUUAAGGGACAUUAAUCCAUUGCUGUUAUUAAUUAAUAUUUUCCUCUGUUUUAUUUGAACCAGGUCAAAGGUCAAUGAACGCCUGUCAUUGCUUUGUCUUUACUGAAGUGAGACUUUUCCUGUAAUUUAUGUUUCUUGAGUUUAUUUCUUCAGUUUGUGAACAGCAGGUCUGUGGGCAGGUGUCGAGUCCGGAUGGUUCACAUGUGAACACCUGGUGGGUCCGACAGAAGUGAACAUGAUGAGUGAACAUGAUGAGUGAACACGAUGAACAUCAGAUGAUGAUAAAGCUUUGAACGUGGUGGAACACUCCUUUUUGAGCCCAGGGCUAUGACCUGAAUAAACCUGCUCUGAGAAACAAA
Hippoglossus stenolepis (Pacific halibut) is the source of this 2255-nucleotide messenger RNA. RefSeq names its product TP53 regulated inhibitor of apoptosis 1 (gene triap1). The transcript has a single exon. The coding region runs from base 1241 to 1465 and encodes 74 amino acids. The record is from RefSeq and is a predicted model, not a curated record. Lineage: Eukaryota; Metazoa; Chordata; Actinopteri; Pleuronectiformes; Pleuronectidae.